This is a messenger RNA of Callithrix jacchus (white-tufted-ear marmoset), 1480 nucleotides long. Its product is annotated as olfactory receptor 5AL1. Gene Ontology annotation, molecular function: olfactory receptor activity; G protein-coupled receptor activity. The record is from RefSeq and is a predicted model, not a curated record. Gene Ontology annotation, biological process: G protein-coupled receptor signaling pathway. NCBI's taxonomy places the organism in Eukaryota, Metazoa, Chordata, Mammalia, Primates, Cebidae. Gene Ontology annotation, cellular component: membrane.
UUGCUUUCAAGUGCAAUGUACUAUUUGGAGAUUUAUUGUUGAACUGAAAGACAGCGUUUUGAAUAUAGAAAGACAUUAGGGAGUAGAAAAAACAGAAAACUCAAACUGUGUUGUGGGAAAGGCAUCAAACAUAUGACUACUACUUCUAUUCGCUUAAUGUUUAACAGAUAAUUAUUGAUGAUUUAUUUAUACUAGAUACUACUAGAGCAUCAAGAUUAUUCAGAAGGUGUGCUCUGGAGUUCAUUUUAGAGGAAUCCUGUAUGUAUUACAUGGCAAAAGGCAAUCAUUCAUCAGUGACUGACUUCAUUCUCCUAGGGCUCACAGAUAAUCCGAAACUUCAAGUCCUUCUCUUUGGUGUAUUCCUACUGAUUUACUUAGUUACUGUUAUGGGUAAUCUUGGUUUAAUUGUGCUAAUCCAAAUCAGUCCUCAGUUUCACACACCAAUGUAUUUUUUCCUUAGCCAUCUGGCUUUUGUGGAUUUUUAUGGUACCUCUGCUAUCACUCCAAACACCCUUGUCAACUCUUUGCGUGAAAUUAAAAGCAUGUCAUUUUAUGCAUGUGCCACUCAAGUGUGUUGCUUUAUCACAUUUUCAGUUUGGGAAUUACUGUUGCUCUCUGUCAUGGCAUAUGAUCGGUAUGUUGCCAUCUGCAACCCUUUACUCUACGUAGUUCUCAUGCCUAGGGGGCUCUGCAUUAAAAUGGUCACUAGCUCAUAUAUUUACGGAUUCACUGUGGGACUCAUACAAGCAAUGGCCACAUUCCACAUGUCUUUUUGUGACUCUAAUGUGGUUAACCAGUUCUACUGUGAUGAUGUUCCUCUGAUUGCUCUGGCUUGUUCAGAUACACAAGUCAAGGAGUUAAUGUUGUUCAUUAUUGCUGGGUUCAAUGUUUUUUGUUCUCUUAUCGUUGUUCUCGUCUCCUAUGUUUUUAUUGUCUUUGCUAUCCUAAGGAUCCACUCUGCUGCAGGAAGACAGAAAGCCUUUUCUACCUGUGCUUCUCACGUGUUUUCUAUUUCCAUAUAUUAUGGGACCCUCAGUUUUAUGUACCUACAGCCUAAGUCAAGCCAUGCACUAGAUAAAGACAAAUUUGCCUCAGUAUUCUAUACAGUGGUGAUUCCCAUGCUAAAUCCAUUGAUCUAUAGCUUGAGGAAUCAAGAGGUAAAAAAUGCUAUGAAAAAGAUUAUUAAAAAGAUGUAUUCUAGUAAUCAACAGUAAAAUCUGUUGGUACUAAAAGAAAUGUUACAUACAGAGUCAGGAUAUUUUGAAUCAAGUCUUGUAAAAUGCUAGUAUAUGUAGAAGUCUUUGUCCUAUGGGGCUUAUUUUCCUUGAAAAUAUGUAUUUUUAUUGCUUUGUCUUACAAAUGAUAAGCACUUUAUAAAUGUUCAUUUUACUGUUGAACUGUAAAAGAGAGAUAAGAAUAAUCUCUCUUUAACCAUGAGAUGUUUCAACAUUAAAUAGAAAUAAAAAAGAAAUUACCUUGA